Messenger RNA from Sphenostylis stenocarpa, 594 nucleotides. NCBI's taxonomy places the organism in Eukaryota, Viridiplantae, Streptophyta, Magnoliopsida, Fabales, Fabaceae. The record is from the annotation of a GenBank genome assembly.
AUGACCGAGCCAAGAGUUUUUGGUACUCAUAUUCCACUCCCUUCCCUGCCCAAGUCAAUCAUGGAGUCCAACUGUAAGAUAAUUUACAUUUGCAGAAAUCCAUUUGACACUUUUGUUUCAUCUUGGUCCUUCUUCAAUAACAUCAAGUCAAAGUCUUUACCUGAAGUAACAAUAGAGGAAGCAUUACAAAUGUACUGCAAGGGAAUAAUUGGGUUUGGUCCGAUUUGGGACCAUAUGUUAGGUUACUGGAAAGAAAGCAUAGCUACACCAAACAAGGUUCUAUUCGUGAAGUAUGAACAACUUCAAGAAGAUGUCAAAUUUUAUGUGAAAAGAGUUGCAGAAUACUUGGAUUGUCCUUUCACGGAAGAAGAGGAAAGUAAUGGAGGGAUUGAAAGCAUAAUUAAGUUAUGUAGUUUCGAGAAAAUGAAAGAUUUGGAAGUGAAUAAAUCUGGAACAGUGGGCAGGAACAUUGAGAAAAAAUACUUAUUUCGAAAGGGUGAAAUAGGAGAUUGGAUCGACUAUUUUUCUCCAGCUAUGAUAGAAAUGUUGUCUAAAAGAAUUGAAGAAAAGUUAAGUGGAUCAGAGGCAUCAUGA